Messenger RNA from Vanessa atalanta (red admiral), 3059 nucleotides. It is a transcript of the gene Tlk, whose product is annotated as serine/threonine-protein kinase tousled-like 2. NCBI's taxonomy places the organism in Eukaryota, Metazoa, Arthropoda, Insecta, Lepidoptera, Nymphalidae. The coding region runs from base 460 to 2793 and encodes 777 amino acids. The transcript has 17 exons. Gene Ontology annotation, cellular component: nucleus. Gene Ontology annotation, molecular function: protein serine/threonine kinase activity; ATP binding. The record is from RefSeq and is a predicted model, not a curated record. Gene Ontology annotation, biological process: chromosome segregation; peptidyl-serine phosphorylation; intracellular signal transduction.
GCACCGCGCCCCGGCGCCCCGCUCUCGAACACCGUAAGUAAACAGUCUGGUGUUUAUCCGCGUCUCGCUCGCACCGACCGCGUCGCGUCGCGCCUCUGAGGUGCACUCACUGUUCCUAUUAUUUUCGUGACGGGUAUUGCGCCGAAGCCGAUUCCCGCAUCCUCACCCCGAGACGCGAGGUCCGGUCUCGCGGUAGAGGCGACGGCGACGGCCGUUCGCAUCACGAGCCAGUCCACGCCCGGGGCCGAUUGUCGUAUAGGUUCGCGCCUAAUGAAACUUACGUUUCGUUACCUCGUCUUCAUCGGUCCAUAUUAUAUAUCGAAAUCGGUAAUAUAGCGCAAAGCGCUUCUCGUAACAGUAGACGAAACUAAAAGUGUGCGACGAUAGUCGGUGUCAGUGUUUGGAUUGUGUGCUGAUGAUAAACGUGAAUGUGAAUGGGGUACGGAGCGGAGUUGGAAGAUGCAUUUCAAGGAGUCGUUUGCGAUGAGCGAUCGUCCGAACGAGCGCGGCCGGCGCAACUCCCGCUGCAAGGGCGCUGGCGUCAAGAUGGAGCAUUUCCAGGCGGCGCUGGACCCUCGCAAGCAGGAGUUGCUGGAAGCUCGCUUUCUGGGCGCCAAGGUGAGCGCAGGGGCGAUACUAGUAGAAACCCAGCGAGUCACCGAGUUCAGGACGAUGUCAGCUGGGUCACAAAUUCAGAUGGCACCACAAACUACUGUCAACACGGGGCAGCCACUACAUAAUCAGGACUCCAAUAUGAGCACAGGGUCUUCGCAUAGUGACAAAGAAGUGGAUGCCUUGACUCCUGAAAAAUCUGCAGCUAUGCGAGGUUCAAAUGCAGUCCCCGGCAGUGCUCUUGUGCCACCGAGUGGUGCCACACCUACUAUAGCAAUGCCAGAAAGAAAGAGGAAACGAAAAGGGGAAGAAGGUGUAGGCGGUGGUGGAGGAGGUGGUGGUAAACAGAGGCACAAUUCAUCAGAUAAAAAUAUUCGGGAAUAUUUUUCUAAGCACCCCUCAUCCAGUCCUGUUCGGCAUGCUGGAGCUAAGUCACCUUCACCUCAGGGCGCUAACUAUCCUAUGUACCCACCGUCACCUUCAUCAUUACUACCUUCGGGAGCUGACUUUUUACGUUCCGCCUCACAACAGCGACCUCACUCUUCUGUAAAACAGAUUCAAACAGAACUGACAUGUCAGAGGAUACAAGAGUUAGAAACUCAAGCUUCAUCUGACUUAGAAGUAAGAAACAAUAGAAUAGAAGAAUUAACAAGAAGUAAUGAAGAGUUAAAACAUCAAGUUCAAGCGCAGAGCAAGGUUAUAGAUCAGCAUAAGUCACAUAUAAACAAAUGUAUAGAAGUGGUAAAGAAAUUGUUAAAUGAGAAAAGUACUAUUGAAAAAAAGGAAGCUCGACAGAGAUGUAUGCAAAAUAGAUUAAGGCUUGGACAGUUUGUUACACAGCGUGUCGGUGCUACUUUUCAAGAAAACUGGACUGAUGGAUAUGCAUUUCAAGAACUUACAAGGCGGCAGGAAGAAAUAACAGCGGAAAAAGAGGAAAUUGAUAGGCAGAAAAAGUUAUUGUCAAAGAAGCGGCCGUCGAAUAACGAGGGUGGUGGCGGACGAGGCAAGCGUACGUCCAGCGUAUCUGCGCCUGCCACGCCGCAGCCGCAACCGCUGCACAACGGCACGGACGCACCCACCUUCCUCAAACCCGACCCGCUGCCCAGUAUGACGUGGCAAGAGUACUAUGAGGCUGAUGAGAUAUUAAAGUUAAGGCAAAGUGCCUUAAAAAAAGAAGAUACAGAUUUGCAGCUAGAAAUGGAAAAAUUAGAAAGGGAAAGAAAUCUACACAUUAGAGAAUUAAAGCGGAUACAUAAUGAAGACCAAAGCCGUUUUUCACAGCAUCCUGUGCUCUCUGAUAGAUAUUUGCUGCUAAUGCUAUUGGGCAAAGGUGGAUUUAGUGAAGUUCAUAAAGCAUUUGACCUCCGGGAGCAACGUUACACUGCUUGCAAGGUUCAUCAGCUUAACAAAGACUGGAAAGAGGACAAAAAGGCCAACUACAUCAAACAUGCACUUCGGGAGUACAAUAUACAUAAGGCACUAGACCACCCUCGGAUUGUUAAACUUUAUGAUGUGUUUGAAAUAGAUGGAAACUCGUUUUGUACAGUUCUCGAAUACUGCAAUGGACAUGAUCUCGAUUUCUAUCUCAAGCAGCAUAAGACAAUACCAGAGCGCGAGGCGAGGUCUAUUGUGAUGCAAGUAGUGUCAGCUCUUAAGUACCUGAACGAGAUUAAGCCGCCCGUAAUACAUUAUGACCUAAAGCCUGGUAAUAUUUUGCUAACGGAAGGUAAUGUUUGCGGCGAGAUCAAAAUCACAGAUUUUGGUCUUUCCAAGGUCAUGGAUGAGGAGAACUAUAAUCCUGACCAUGGCAUGGAUCUCACCAGCCAAGGUGCAGGCACUUAUUGGUAUUUGCCACCAGAGUGUUUUGUAGUUGGCAAAAACCCACCAAAGAUCAGUAGUAAGGUGGAUGUUUGGAGUGUAGGUGUUAUCUUCUAUCAGUGUCUGUAUGGCAAAAAGCCCUUUGGACACAACCAGAGCCAGGCUACAAUUCUAGAAGAAAACACAAUUUUAAAGGCAACUGAAGUUCAGUUUGCCAACAAACCUACAGUCAGUAAUGAGGCUAAGAGCUUCAUCCGCGCGUGCUUGGCGUAUCGCAAGGAGGAGCGAAUCGACGUGUUCGGGCUGGCGCGGCACGAGUACCUGCAGCCGCCCAUGCCCAAGCCGCGCCCGCCGCGCCCCUGACGCCGAGGCGCGCUCGCCCCGACCGGCCCGCGUAUUCGCCGCGUGUUCCCCCGUCGCGCGACGUACGCGCGACUGAAAUGACUAUAUCAUUUACGGAUUAAAUUGUUUAAGAUUAUGCUUACUGUUGACUGUAUUUAUUGAGCAGGUGAUAAAAUGUGAUUCUCCAUUUAUGAAUGGUUUUAUCCUUUUGUCACUAGAGAAGAAUCCUUGGGACUAUCCCUAGCAUAUUAUAUAAGUUAUCCCUAUUAAAAAAGUUAAAAAUAUGA